This is a messenger RNA of Prunus armeniaca (apricot), 2121 nucleotides long. Lineage: Eukaryota; Viridiplantae; Streptophyta; Magnoliopsida; Rosales; Rosaceae. The record is from the annotation of a GenBank genome assembly.
AUGAAAAUCAUAAACAAUCCAACCCUUUCCUUUAUAUCCAUCUUUGCUCUUUCAGUACUUCUCGCAAGCACGUCCCAUGCAUCAACCCCCCCCUGCAACCGGUCGUGCCCAGGCGUCGGGACCGACCCGAUCCAAUACCCCUUCGGAUUCUCACCCGGCUGCGAAAUCCGCCUCAAGUGUACCCCACACACCGGAAUCUUCAUCGGCGAAUUCCCCAUCCAAACCAUAACCCCGGACAGCAUAAGAGUCACCCUCCAGAGCCGAUGCAACCGUCCCUUGCGCACCCUCCGCCAGCUCUACGGCCCCAGAUACGCCCCAACGUCCCGAAACGCCAUCCUCCUACAGAACUGUACGGACGGACAACCCUCGAGCAGCUGUGAGAUACCCAACAUUCUGGUCCAGGCCCGGUUCGACGCGCCGCCCAAUUGCAGCUCCAACAGCAGCCUCAGCUGCUACGCGGAGACCGGAAAGGAUGUCCGGUUUUUGGAUUUUGAGAAAGUCGAGCACAGGGAUUGCAAGUUCUUGUUGUCGUCGAUAUCGGCGUCGCCGCCGCAGCUGUUGAAUAGCUCUGCAGCGCCACAGCUGUUUUUGGAGGUUGAGGUGGUGGAGUUGGGGUGGUGGCUUGAAGGAACUUGCGGGUGUCAUAAGAACGCCAAUUGUACCACUGUUGUGUCGCCCAAUGGAACCCAAGGAUUUACGUGCAAGUGUAAUAAUGGCCUUCUUGGAGAUGGAUAUGUGGCUGGCUCCGGUUGCUGGAAAGGCUCACUGGUGUGCAACCCUGCAAAAUACUUGUCUGGGCAAUGCGGAGGAAAGACCAGGUUCAUCGUUUUGAUUGGAGCCGUUUUUGUUGGAGCUUCUUUGAUGAUCAGUCUGGCUCUAAUAUGCUGUUUUAUUCGGCGCCAAUCCAAACUGAAAGCAAGACUCUGCACAAAACGCCUUCUAUCUGAAGCUACAGGCAACUGCAACAUUCCCUUCUAUCCCUACAAAGAAAUUGAGAAAGCCACAAAUGGCUUCUCAGAGAAACAAAGGCUGGGGACGGGAGCCUACGGAACUGUUUAUGCAGGAAAACUCCAUGAUGAAUGGGUUGCCAUAAAAAGAAUUAAGCAUAGAGGUAAUGACAGCAUUGAGCAAGUCAUGAAUGAGAUCAGACUCAUUUCAUCUGUAAGGCACCAAAAUUUAGUCCGCUUGUUGGGUUGUUCCAUAGAACGUGGUGAACAGAUUCUUGUGUAUGAAUUCAUGGCCAAUGGAACAUUAUGUCAACAUCUACAAAGAGAGAGAGGUGCCGGACUUUCUUGGCCGAUACGCCUCACCAUCGCCACUCAAACCGCCGAAGCAAUUGCCCACCUGCACUUUGCUGUCAAACCUCCAAUAUAUCAUAGAGACAUCAAGUCAAGCAACAUUCUUUUAGAUUGCAACUUCAAAGCCAAACUUGCAGAUUUUGGUCUUUCAAGGCUUGGCAUGGCUGAAUCGUCCCACAUUUCAACAGCUCCACAGGGGACGCCAGGUUAUCUUGAUCCUCAGUACCAUCAGAACUUCCAUCUCUCCGAUAAAAGCGAUGUCUAUAGCUUUGGUGUAGUUCUUGUUGAGAUUAUAACAGGGUUGAAAGCAGUGGACUUUAAUCGUCCCCAGAAUGAAGUGAACUUGGCUGCUCUAGCCACUGACAGGAUUGGAAGAGGGUGUUUAAAUGAGAUCAUAGACCCUUUUCUCGAGCCCCAUAUGGAUGCUUGGACCCUUUUGUCGGUUCAUAAAGUAGGCGAAUUGGCAUUCAGAUGUCUAGCAUUUCACAGAGACAUGAGGCCUUCAAUGAUGGAAGUAACUGCUGAAUUAGAGCUAAUCAAGCUAAGCAGAUGGCCAUCUUCAUCAGAAGACAACACGUACACAGCUUCAUCAGAGGGAUCCUCUUGCUGUUCUUCGUCUAGUGUAAGCGAGAAACCUCUGAACAUUAGCAAGUCCCAAUCAGAGCGAAGUGUCAUUUUGCUGCAGAGUGGAGCUGCUGGCAGCUUAAAUUCAACAGAAAAGUUGAAGAAGGAUAAUUCACCAGUUUCUGUUCAUCAGGAUUCAUGGUUAAGUGAUCAGAGCUCACCUUCAUCAAACAGCUUGCUAAGUAAUGCAAUUCAGUGA